CUUUUUUAUUGCCCAGCCUCACGGUGUUUUCGGGGUUUGGGUCGCGCUCCACCUUCGCUACGCUGGCGCGAUUGAUACUCGGCGCCGGUCCUGCCAGCUGCUUCGCGUUCUCCCACAUCAAGCCAGCAGUGCUUUUACGCAACCUCUUCUCCGCGGCAACAACCUGUCGCGGAGCGACUGAUCCGAAAGUGCCAACCCGAGAGGCUUCUCUGUCAAGCGGAGGACGGCACGAAGAUGUGCGUUCCACGGGCGCUGCGGUGCGCCGUGCGUAAAAUCGACUUCGACGCCGCUGCGUUCGCGGUGUAAUCGAGCCGCUCGCAUGAGAAGUGGCGUGCGUUCGUCCAGUGCGAGGAAGCAGCAGCUCGUCCGCGAUCUGCCAAGUUGCACGUUUCGCCGAAUGUUUCGUUGACCGUGUUGUCGUGGCCGUUUGCGCUGGCCCGGUUGCCUACCACUUGUGUUGAACCGUUGUUCUCGUUUUCGUGUGAGCCGUACCCGAAAGUCUUUCUUUUUAAGUAUGACGCGGAAGUCGAGAACUGUCGCCCUGUGCUGCCUCGCGAACUUCGUGAACGCGGCGGAUCGCGUCCUCAUGCCAAUUGCCAUCGUGCCCAUGAGCGAGCAGUACCGCUGGAGCCUUCUGUGGCAAGGAUGGAUACUGAGUGCUUUCGCCGUCGGGUACAUCACUAGUCAGUUGGUGGGCUCUAGCUGCACCGUCGCGCUACGGUGGCCGCACCGUCAUGGCGGGCGCCGUGUUGCUUUGGUCGGCAUCGACGCUCGUGACGCCCUUGGUAGCCUCGUCACUUCCACUGCUGUUGCUUUGUCGUGCGCUGUUGGGAUUGGGUGAGGGACUCGGGCUGCCCUGCAUGUUUCACGUGGUGGGACAGGCGGCACCAGUGCCUGAGGAACGGACUCGUGCCGUGGCCUUGGUGCUGGCCGCGGGUGCUGCGGGACAGACCGCUGCAGCGCUGGUGUGUCCGCACCUAGAGUGGCACAGUGCCUUCUAUGUCCUUGGUGCUCUGGGCAUUGUGUGGACAGCCGUGUGGAUGGUGCUCCAUAGGGACGAGCCAUCACAGCUCAAGGAGCCUACAAAAGUGAACACAGUGUCAUCUCCGCACUGGCUGGAACUGAUCAGCCACUGGCCUCUGUGGGCCAUCUACAUCGCCCACUUCGCCAUGAACUGGUCUAGCUACACGAUCAUGCAGUGGCUUCCCACGUACCUGGUGCGCGCCCUGUAUGCCCGGCCAGGCCACCUCAGUCUGGCAGCGCUGCCCUACAUCUGCAAUUCCUUGUGCGGUCUGCUGACAGGCCCGAGCAGCGAACUAGCGGGCCGCCAGUGGAGUGUCCUGUCCGUACACAGGCUGGCCACUUCCUGUCUUGGCCUGCUCGGGCCCGGAAUAUGCCUACUUGCGUUCUCAGCUGUGGGCAGCCUGCCAUUGGCGCUGUUUUUUGUGUCCUGCGCCAUGGGCCUUCUAGCGUGCAAUUCGGCGGGUCACCUCGCCAACCACGCUGACGUGGCGCCGACUCACGCAGCUCUCACGUUCAGCGUCAGCAAUACACUGGCAACCAUUCCUGGUAUCCUGUGCGGGCCGCUGACGGCGGAGCUUGUGACGCAGUCUCAUGGGCGGUGGUUCCCCGUGUUUGUACUGGCCGCUGCCGUCAACUUUGUCGGCGCUGUGGUUUACGGAAGCCAGAGCUCUGCCAGCCAAGUGUUGUGAUGGUGUGCCAAUUGAAAACCCUCGUCAACUCCGUCAUUUCACCCUAGUCUCAACCAUAUGAAAUACGAAGCUAACGUGUGCGGCCCCGUUCAACUGCGAAACCGGGUGACCUGUGGACGUCUGAAGCGGGAACGGUGUGCGAGGCAUUUUGAACUGUUUGAACUCUGCACUACUACCAAUGGCAUGCACAGUUUGUUGGCACUUAGAACAGUGGAUAGACAAUAUAUGUUCCCACGUUUAAGUGGAAAUCGGAAAAAAAGGUGCAAUGUUCGCUGCUGCCUUGAGGAUCAACACUUUCAUUCGGUAGUUCGAGUGCAAACGUGGAGGGAGCAUUGUUUGGCGUAAACAACGCCAUCGACUUUUGUUGUAAUUGUUACGGAAAAUGUAUGAUAAAAUGUGUCGUCAUUUUUUGACCACCUGUUUCCAGAACUUGAUGUGAGGGUGCCUUUCCACUUUUUGUAAUGUGAAAACCCACUGGUGAAUAGUAAAAAAAAGACUGUUAGCUUA
Rhipicephalus microplus (southern cattle tick) is the source of this 2219-nucleotide messenger RNA. RefSeq lists its product as uncharacterized. The record is from RefSeq and is a predicted model, not a curated record. Gene Ontology annotation, cellular component: membrane. Gene Ontology annotation, molecular function: transmembrane transporter activity. NCBI's taxonomy places the organism in Eukaryota, Metazoa, Arthropoda, Arachnida, Ixodida, Ixodidae. Gene Ontology annotation, biological process: monoatomic anion transport; transmembrane transport.